This is a messenger RNA of Cooperia oncophora, 423 nucleotides long. NCBI's taxonomy places the organism in Eukaryota, Metazoa, Nematoda, Chromadorea, Rhabditida, Trichostrongylidae. The record is from the annotation of a GenBank genome assembly.
AUGAUUUUACGGCAAUGGUUAUUAUUACUGCUGUCCUCGUCAUUGGUUUCUUCCAUAGAAUUGAAUAUUGAGAAUGAAACGGAAUUUUGGAGCGAUAUUUUAAGCUACGCUGAUAGUGUCGGGGGUACUGUGCUGAAUAUAGUACUUCUCGGUGGAAGUCUGAUUGCUCUUUCAAGUUUGGGAUUUAUGCACGGUUUUCGGAUCGACCCACUUGAUUGCCUUAUAUUCGCCUCGUUAAUAGCAGCUGUUGAUCCAGUGGCGGUUCUCGCGAUAUUUCAAGAAGUUGGAGUGAACAAGAUGCUUUAUUUUAUGGUUUUUGGUGAAUCUUUACUAAAUGAUGCUGUGACAAUAGUCUGCUAUAAUCUCGUGAUUGAGUUUAAAGAGCUCGAUUCUAUCGGUUUCAUGGAUGUAAGUCAUGCUUGA